Periophthalmus magnuspinnatus is the source of this 2172-nucleotide messenger RNA. It is a transcript of the gene guf1, whose product is annotated as GTP binding elongation factor GUF1. Gene Ontology annotation, cellular component: mitochondrion. Gene Ontology annotation, molecular function: mitochondrial ribosome binding; GTP binding; GTPase activity. The record is from RefSeq and is a predicted model, not a curated record. Bases 138 to 2105 code for a protein of 655 amino acids. Lineage: Eukaryota; Metazoa; Chordata; Actinopteri; Gobiiformes; Gobiidae. Gene Ontology annotation, biological process: positive regulation of translation. The transcript is spliced from 18 exons.
GUGACCGUCGUGUCAAACAUGGCUGCGCUCUUAACACUCCUACGAAUGAUCUGCAGUUUUUAAGACGAAUUUAGGUCCGGUCACUGAAUAUUUUAAAGUUUAAAUUUAGCAACGAGGCUUAAGCUAACGUCGUCAACAUGAUUCUGCCUGUUCUGUUUCGGAGCGGAGUUUACGUAGGGGAAGCGGCGUUUUUAUCACGUUUUUCACGAUUUAAAUUCUAUAAACGGAAAGUCCACGGAUCAGGUCUGAGCUACACCGUAUUCAGACACCGCUGGAUGAAAAUAACGCACUUUAAGAAUGGAUUUAAAAUGAUGAGUACACAGGCUAACAAGGAGGCUGUGGACUUGUCUGUGUUUCCUGUGGAGAGAAUCAGGAACUUCUGCAUUAUUGCUCACAUCGACCACGGCAAAAGUACACUGGCAGACAGACUAUUGGAGAUCACAGGUGCGAUUUCUACCACAGAGAAAAACCAUCAGGUUUUGGACCAGCUCCAGGUGGAGAAAGAGAGAGGCAUCACUGUGAAGGCCCAGACUGCAUCUCUGUUCUACCACCACCAGGGAGCGCCACACUUGCUCAAUCUCAUAGACACACCGGGUCACGUGGACUUCAGUUACGAGGUGUCGCGCUCAAUCUCAGCCUGUCAGGGAGUUCUGCUCAUUGUAGAUGCCAAUCAGGGAAUCCAGGCUCAAACAGUGGCCAACUUUUAUUUGGCUUUUGAGGCUCAGCUCGCAAUAAUCCCUGUCAUCAAUAAGAUUGAUCUGAAAAAUGCUGACCCAGAGCGAGUGGAAGCUCAGAUAGAAAAAGUGUUUGAUAUUCCACGAGACGAGUGCAUCAGAAUUUCUGCUAAGCUUGGCACAAACGUUGAUAAAGUCCUUCAGGCGGUAGUGGAAAGAAUUCCUCCCCCGGCGGUGAGCCCCUCCUCCUCACUUCGAGCACUGGUUUUUGACUCGAACUUUGACCAUUAUCGCGGCGUCAUUGCAAAUGUCGCUCUGUUUGGAGGAAAAGUGAAAAAAGGAGAUCGGAUUGUCUCAGCUCAUCUGAAGAAAACCUAUGAAGUCCAAGAGGUCGGGAUUCUGAGACCCAGCGAACUGCCCACCAACCAGCUUUUUGCUGGUCAGGUGGGGUAUGUGAUUGCUGGGAUGAAGGACGUGAAAGAAGCUCAGAUAGGAGAUACCCUCUUCCUGCAGGAGGCGGAGCCAGUGGAGCCUCUGCCUGGGUUUAAACCUGCCAAACCCAUGGUGUUUGCAGGGAUGUUCCCCAUGGACCAGUCUGAGUACACUGGGCUCCGGAGCGCCAUCGAUAGGCUGACUCUGAAUGACUCUUCUGUCACUGUGCAGAGAGACAGCAGCUUAGCCCUGGGAGCAGGCUGGAGAUUGGGUUUCCUGGGCCUUCUUCACAUGGAGGUGUUUAAUCAACGUCUGGAGCAAGAAUACAACGCCUCAGUGAUCGUCACUGCCCCAACUGUCCCCUAUAAAGCUGUACUGUCCUCUCCUAAACUCAUCAAGGAGCAUGGCAGUGAGGAGAUCAUCAUAUUAAACCCAGCCCAGUUCCCAGACCGGUCUUUGGUCUCUCAGUACCUGGAGCCCAUUGUCAUAGGAACCAUUUUAGCUCCAGAUGAUUACACUGGAAAAAUCCUAAGUCUGUGUGCGGGCCGCAGAGGAGUUCAGAAAAGCCUGUUAUACAUUGACGACCAUCGUGUGAUGAUGAAAUACAUGUUUCCUCUGAAUGAGAUCGUGGUGGACUUCUACGACCUGCUCAAGUCCAUGUCCUCAGGAUACGCCAGUUUUGAUUAUGAGAACGCAGGAUACGAGGCUGCAGACCUAAUCAAGAUGGAGAUUCUACUGAACGGGCGCCCGGUGGAGGAGCUCACCACCAUUGUGCACAGGGACCGUGCAUACACUAUGGGUAAAUCCAUGUGUGAACGUCUGAAAGACUCGAUACCUCGACAGAUGUUUGAGAUUGCAGUGCAGGCGGCAGUCGGGAGUAAAGUCAUUGCCCGGGAAACAAAAGCAUACAGGAAAAACGUACUGGCCAAAUGUUAUGGAGGAGACAUCACAAGGAAGAUGAAGCUGCUGAAGCGACAGGCUGAAGGGAAGAAGAAAUGAGACGCAUCGGGAAUGUGGACGUGCCCAAAGAUGCGUUUAUCAGUGUCCCUAAAGAGGAUGGAUAAAU